Molecule: messenger RNA, 672 nt
Organism: Talaromyces stipitatus ATCC 10500
Lineage: Eukaryota; Fungi; Ascomycota; Eurotiomycetes; Eurotiales; Trichocomaceae
Product: DUF1014 domain protein
Exons: 3
Coding region: 1-672 (223 amino acids)
Biological process (GO): transcription by RNA polymerase II
Cellular component (GO): nucleus
Molecular function (GO): transcription coactivator activity
Source: RefSeq, a predicted model, not a curated record
AUGCCAAAGAGAGCAGGUGGUGAAAAUAGCAAAAAGGCUGCUGGCAACGCCAGAAAAGCAGAAGCCGCUGCUCAAAAGCAGGCUGCCGCAGAUGCCAAACGGGCUGCCGAAGAAGAUGCCCAAUGGUCACAAGGAGGAAAGGGUGGUAAUGCUAAGAAAGAAGCAGCCGAAGCCAAAAAAGCCGAAGCAGCCCGCAAAAAGGCCGAGCGUGAUGCCAUGCUAGCUGAAGAAGAAGCCUCCCAACCCUCCAAGGCCAAAGGCGCAGGCGCAAAAACCGCACAGAAGAAAUCCCGAGGUCUCGAUCUCUCCCAACUCGACGAUAACCUACCUUCCAGCCGAAAAGCAGCUACUUUGAACGCCUCUGGUAUCGAGAAUGCGCUCGAUGCGCUCGAGCUCACGGAAUCUGGGAAUGCGAAGAUUGAUCGACAUCCAGAGCGGAGAUUCAAGGCUGCUUAUGCGGCGUUUGAGGCCAGACGAUUACCGGAGAUUGAGGCGGAGCAUCCCGGUUUGAGGAAACAGCAGCGUGUGGAGAUUUGCAAGAAGGAGUUUGAGAAGAGUGAUGAGAAUCCGUUUAAUAAGGUCAAUGUUGCUUUUGAUGCGAGUCGCGAGGAAAUUGCGGUUGUGAGGGAGGCGGAGAGGAGGAAGGUUGAAGCUAGAUUGGCUGGGAAGUGA